Molecule: messenger RNA, 7352 nt
Organism: Plutella xylostella (diamondback moth)
Lineage: Eukaryota; Metazoa; Arthropoda; Insecta; Lepidoptera; Plutellidae
Gene: InR
Product: insulin receptor
Biological process (GO): cell surface receptor protein tyrosine kinase signaling pathway; positive regulation of MAPK cascade; positive regulation of phosphatidylinositol 3-kinase/protein kinase B signal transduction
Cellular component (GO): axon; insulin receptor complex; plasma membrane
Molecular function (GO): insulin receptor substrate binding; ATP binding; insulin receptor activity
Source: RefSeq, a predicted model, not a curated record
CUUUUCAUUUCAGUUGUUCGCGCGCGCUCAUUGAGAGUGCAUGUUUGUGUGAAUCGGCCCCGGAACGUUCACUGUGUGUUGCGUACAGUGUUAUUUUAUCAUUUCUCAAAACGGUACAUGUUCAGUGUUGAUCAGUGACCAACAGUGUUGUUAAAUACAGUUUGUGAUAUUGGAUUUCGAGCGAAUUACGGAUAUAGUUGUGUCCGUUUACGAAACGACACAACUACAGCGAGCGGCGAGCACAGAAGGCGUGAUGCGGGCGUCGGCGGCGGCGGCGUGAUGCGCGCGCGACUCCCGGCGGGCGCGGCGCCGGCGCUGCUGCUGGCGCUGCUGGCCGGCCUGGCCGCGGCGGCGCAGGACUCCAGGCUCACCGGUACCUCAGGCUACAAAGUAUGCCCCUCCAUGGACGUGCGCGGCGACGUGGAGUCGCUGCUGAAGCUGCGAGGCUGCUCCGUGAUCGAGGGGCAGCUCAGCAUUGUUCUGCUGGAGCGCGCCAACGAGACCUCCUUCGCGAACCUCUCCUUCCCCGAGCUCAGAGAGGUCACCGGCUUCAUCAAGAUCUAUAGACUGAAGGGGCUCCGGUCACUGGGGGAUCUGUUCCCGAAUCUGUCUGUGAUUCGAGGCAUUUCGCUCUUCAGGGACUAUGCGCUCGUCAUCUAUGACAACGAAAACUUGAACGUGCUCGGCCUACACUCGCUGUCGCGCAUAGAGCGCGGCUCCGUGCGCAUAGAGAGGAACGACAAGCUGUGCUACACCAACACCAUCGACUGGUCGCGCAUCGUGGCCAACGGCGUCGACAACAACAUCAUCAGGAACAACUACGACACGCGUCUCUGCGGUCUGUGCCCCGAAGCCGACGGGCGUACGGAGGAGCGGCGCGGGCCGCGCGCCUGCCCCGCCGACGCCGCCGGCCGCCUGCUCUGCUGGGACGACAAGCACUGCCAGAAGUUAUGCCCCGGCACGUGCGGCGACCGCGCGUGCAUGUCCAACGGCUCGUGCUGCCACGCGGCGUGCGUGGGCGGCUGCGACGGGCCCUCGCAGCACGAGUGCCACGUGUGCCGGCACUACUCGCUCGGCUACGGAGGGAAUCGGACGUGCGUGGCCAAGUGUCCCGCCGGGACUUAUGUGUUCCUCCGUCGCUGUAUAUCAGAGCUGGAGUGCCGCAGCCUGCCGCCCGCCGCGCCGCCGCCCGACGGCAAGAAGCGGCCACCCCGGAACUACAAGACCUUCAACGGAACCUGCAUCUAUGACUGUCCAAGCGGGUACAUGGAGGCGGGCGACGCUCGCAACUCGACCUGCUCGCCGUGCCCGGCGGGCGGCUGCGUGCGCGAGUGCGGCGGCGGCACCAUCGACUCCGUCAACGCGGCAGAACAGUUCCGCGGCUGUACGCAUGUGAAGGGCACCCUCACUAUUACCUUGAGAGCUAGCGGCGGAAACACCAUGGCCGAACUGGAGACCUUUCUGGGCGAGAUCCGCGAGAUCGAGGGGUACCUGAAAGUUAUCAGAUCACACUCUCUGGUAUCCUUGAGCUUCCUCAAAAGCCUCAGACGCAUUGUUGGCAAGGACACUGAUAAUACUGGGAAAAACCAGUCGUUCUACAUAUUCAACAACCCUAACUUGGAGCUGCUCUGGAACUGGACGAAGCACGGCCCUAUAGAGAUAAUGAACGGCAACCUGUUCAUACACUUCAACCCGAAGCUCUGCUAUAACCUGAUCGAGCCGCUGAUGACCAUGACCCGGAUACCGAAGGCCAAGUUCGACGAGCUGGAGGUCUCCGCGGAGAACAACGGCGAUCAGGCUUCUUGUUUCCAAGACAUCCUGCACCUCCAAGUGUCCCUGCUCCACCGGACGGCGGUCAUCCUGACGUGGAACAUGUACUGCCUCGAGGACAUCCGCAAGCUGCUGGGCUACUCCAUUUACUAUAUCGUGGCGGAGUACAACAUCACGCAGUACGAACGCCGGGACGCGUGCUACGAUUCAUGGAACGUAUUGGACGUCACUAUCGACGAGAUUCAGAACAGUACAAAUGUGUCUAAAACGAAGACCAGUCUGUUGAGUAACCCGUGUAGUAACAUUCAGCCGUUGUUCCGUCCGCUGACGCAUCUGAUCCCGUUCACGAGAUACGCGGCGUAUGUGAAGACGUACACGACGCUGCAAGACAAGAGGGGCGCGCAGUCCCCGAUCAUUUACUUCACCACUUUGCCUGGAAAACCCAGCCCACCGCUGAACGUGCUGGUAGAGAACCUUGACGCGCACACGGUAUACGUGAAGUGGUCCCCUCCGUCGAUGCCCAACGGAACCCUCCAACUGUAUAGAGUGGAGGUGCAGGCCAACGACUACAACCAGCCGCAGAUCGUGCAACUGGACUACUGCAAGAACCCCAGCGCCUUCGCGAACCUAAUAACCAUUCGCAAGGACGAGUCGAUGGAGAAGAAGAAAUACCUACCUUCUACCGGAGACGUUAAGGACGAGAGUUGCACGUGCCGCGGCGAGAGCAAGUCGUCGUCCGGCACCCGCUUCAACUCGCAGGUGGAGGCCGCCGCCGACUCCAUACUGUUUGAAAACGCAUUGCAGAAUGAGGUGUACAUAAAGAAGUCCCCCAACCGGAGCAGCAACCGCACGCUGACCCGCAUCCGGCGCGCCAUCGACAGCAGCCUCGUCAUCCUGAGCAACUACACCAACCCCGUGCCCGACAUGAAGUCCAACAACGUCACUGACGAGCGAGGUUUCGUCCGCACAGUCUACUUCGAGCUGAGCGGCACUUCCCUCUCCCUGACCAUCCCCAAGCUGCGGCACUUCACGUGGUACACGGUGUCGGUGUGGGCGUGCCGGGAGAAGGUGGACAACGAGACGCGCAAGGCGUACGACACGCUGUGGUGCUCCGAGCGCGCGCACGACACCUUCCGCACUUCCGAUGAAGUGAACGCGGACGUCGUAAAGAACGUGCGAGCAGAAAUCAUAUCUUCAAACAAGACGCUGCCAGCGGCGGAAGUCAACGUGACGUGGGACCCGCCAGACGACCCCAACGGCUUUGUCGUGGCUUACGACAUGCAUCAUACCAGGGUGGAGGCUAACAGUCCGACGGCAGACGUGGGCCUGCACAGCUGCAUGAGUGCAGAUGACUACGAGAGCAACGGCGGCGGCUACCUUCUACGCAACCUGGCCCCCGGGAACUAUAGUGUCAAGGUCACGCCUGUCACUAUAGGCGGGCCCGGGAACGUGUCGGCGGAGAUCUACGUGUUUAUUCCUGAGCGCGGGCUGGGCUCGGGCUACGAGUGGGUGUGGGGCGUGGUGGGCGGCUGCGCCAUCAUGCUGCUCAUACUGGGCGGCGGAGUGUGGUACGCUCGCCGCUCAUUCUUAACCCCCAACGAAGCGAACAAGCUGUUCGCGAGCGUGAACCCGGAGUACGUGUCCACGGUGUACGUGCCGGACGAGUGGGAGGUGCCGCGCUCCAACAUCGAGUACGGGAAGGAGCUGGGGCAGGGCUCGUUCGGCAUGGUGUAUGAAGGCGUUGCAAAGAACAUUGUCAAAGGCCAAGCGGAAACUCGGUGCGCUGUGAAAACUGUCAAUGAACAUGCCACUGACAGGGAGCGCAUCGAGUUCCUCAACGAAGCGUCAGUAAUGAAGGCCUUCGAUACGUGGCACGUGGUGCGUCUGCUGGGCGUGGUGUCGCGCGGGCAGCCCACGCUGGUGGUGAUGGAGCUGAUGGAGCUGGGCGACCUCAAGUCGUACCUGCGCUCGCACCGGCCCGACGCCGACGCCGUGCCGCCCGACCUGCAUCAGAUACAGCAGAUGGCGAUAGAGAUCGCGGACGGCAUGGCGUACCUGUCCGCCAACAAGUUCGUGCACCGCGACCUCGCCGCCAGGAACUGCAUGGUCGCCGGGGACCUCACCGUUAAGGUGGGCGACUUCGGCAUGACGCGCGACAUCUAUGAGACUGAUUACUACAGGAAGGGCUCCAAGGGGCUGCUGCCCGUGCGCUGGAUGAGCCCCGAGAGCUUGAAGGACGGGGUGUUUUCGAGCAAUAGUGAUGCGUGGAGUUACGGCGUUGUCUUAUGGGAGAUGGCGACGCUAGCAAUGCAGCCUUAUCAGGGUCUCUCCAACGAGCAAGUGGUCCGCUACGUAGUAGAAGGCGGCGUGAUGGAGCGGCCCGAACACUGCCCCGACCGGCUCUACGAGCUCAUGCGCGCGUGUUGGGCGCACAAACCGAGCUCGCGGCCCUCCUUCCUGCAGCUGGUGGCUGAGUUAGCGCCCGCCGCCAAGCCCUACUUCCGACAGCGGUCGUUCUUCCACACACCUCAAGGGCAAGAACUGUACGCGCAACAGCGGAUAACAAUGGAUGACGAGCUGGAGCUGCGCGGCGUGAACGUGGGCGCGGCGGCGACGGGCUCGGGCUCCAACCUGUUCGGCGUGUCGGGGCGGCUGGCGUCGUGGGUGCGCGAGCUGUCGCUGGUGCGCUCGCGCGCGUCCGACGACGCCGCCGCCGAGCCGCUGGCGCCGCCCGCCGAGCGCGCCAUCCACCUCAAGCCCACGUCCGCGCCCGGCGCCAACGGGCUGCUGCGCGACGCCACGCCCUGCUAGCGCCGGCCGCGCCGCGUCCCCUACGUCGCGCUCGACUAGCGGCACACCGAAUCUCACCGACCGAUAUCUACCUCGAGUCCUCGCUCGCGACGCGACGAACUCUUCGAAUCCUAGCUUGUAAGCGAACCUAGUGACAUGCGACUUUAAGUUUAAUUUAUGUGACGACUGUGAGUGCACGCUCGACGGACGAACUGUUUAGUUGUAAUGUAUUAUAAUAAUAGGGAGACUGCAUCUGGCCAUCGGCGCCAAGUUCGAUAUCGACUGUGUUGUGCGUGUAAGUUAAUAUUUAUGUACAUAGUUAUAUAUUUUUGUUGGACGUCGUUGUUCGGCCUAGCCUUUGGGAGCUAAGCGAUAUUAUUAACUGUUACACUGUCUAGUAAUAGAUUUCAUAUUUCGUGUUAAGUUAAAUAUUGCUAAUUAUUUUUGACUUUAGCAUAAUUUUAUUUAUAUAUAAAUAAGUAAGGGUAAUCCUAAACUCCUCUCUGCAUUUACUAUUUAUUUAUUGCGCAUGGAGUGCGGCGACCGCGAGCCGCCGCCGCCGACGCCGCGCGCCCGGCCGGCCGCGAGAUCGGUACUUACGAUGAAUCUGUUGUUAUAUAUCAGGAAUUUAAUAUUAAAUUUACAUUGGUUAUUCCCGUGAGUCCUACGUUGUUUACCUCAAUAAAUAGUAUGUAACACCAACGUCUUUUUGACAUAGCCUAUUAUAUCACUAAGUUAUUUCAUAAGUUGUAAAUUGUAUAAAAUGUUAUAGUUAUAUGGUAGUUAGAGUUUGUACAAAUAUAUUAUUUUUCUGAUAUAUAACGUAAAUACUUUUAAGUUUUAAACUAACUUAGUAAAUGACGGUGUUCAACAUUUGGUAACUGUUCUGAUAGCGGUCCGUAGACACUAGUGGGUUGAGGACCACCUCCUUACAUAUAACAUUAAUACUUUACUUACUCAAAUACUCAUAUUCUGUGCUCGACUUCAUUCAUAUAAUAACUUAUUUACUUAUCUUACUUCUGUAACCCCUUGAUUUCAUAACUUAAUUGGAAAUAUACAACCAAAGACUUGAAUGAUUAGUAUGAAUUGUAUUAGUAGCUGAAUAGAAAGCAAGAUUCUAUAUUUUGUACAAUGAAUAUGAUUGCUUAUUAGUUAUUAACUUAUGUACUAUUACAUAUUUACCUACUUUUGAAAUCCAUGUGUUCCGUUGCGAUAGGCUUUACAUCAAUUAAAUUAACUACAUACAUUAUAAUACUAUACGUAUAUUUUAUUGUAUGAUUGAUUUUAUUGUAUAACGUUUCAGUGUCGAUGUAGCAAAAAUUUACAAAUUAUAGGUACUGUGUUUUCAUAUAUAUUUCACAUUUAUACAUAUGUAUUAUCCCUCUCGUUGAAUGUUAAUUCACUUUUGUAAAGUUACUCUUAAAGUAAUUUUUAGCAAAAAAUAUAACCAGUGUAUAAAUAGCUGUGAAGCUGUGUCUGGUUUGGUCAGUUUUUAUGGCGCAAAUUAUUUACUAUUGAAUUUCAAGUGCCUAAUUUCUGUGACCAUGUCAAACUCAUCCAUAUCUUGAAUGUAUUGUCGAGACCAUUGUUGCACAAAAAAUGUCCAGUAACAAAAUGUAAUUUGACUCCAAACGCAGAUUUAAUAAGGCCUGGAGUCUUUAAUCCAGGGUAAGAAAACUAGUGCCUUCUUAUAUCCAGCCUUCAGCGUCUAGUGACGCGACUGUUCGUUUCACAAUAGGGGUAGAGGUACGUCAAGUUGUCUUAUAAGUUAUAAGUAAUAGUCUCAAUUUCUUUGAUGUUUAUUCUACCUGUUGUGCAAAACUAACAGAACGAAACAGUUGCUGCUGGUCGUGUCGCGAGGGAUCGAAGCACUAGAUGAUUGUAGUUUUAUUUAUUAUCAAAUGUACCUACAUUCUAUCAGAAUCAUUUGUCAUUAGGUAAGUGAAGGCUAGAUGCACACGAUGCGAGUUAUGUGGUCGAAGCGAAGUCGUGGCAACUAGCCCGAAUAUCCGAGCGUAUACAUGCCGAGUGGCUGAAGGCACCUUGCAUAGUGUGCAAGAGAUUUAAAAAUUCGUUUCCAAAGUUUAGAUCCAAAUAUUGUUUUAAUUUUAAAAUAUGCAUUGCAUAGUGCCUUUUGCUCAAUUUUAUGCAACAAAAUUACAGUGCACCGCUACUGGUGUGUGUUUGAAUUAGGGAGCAUAUUCUUCGUUGACCUCGCUAACUCUGACACAGUUCUAGUAUAGCUGCGGUGAAGAAGCACAGGUGAAGCACAUAGGACUGUGUCGCAGUAAGCGGCGCCCUCGCACAACGUUGCCUCCCACGGCGAUCCCGCGGGGCUUUAAUUUAUAUCAUUUACGCACUUAUUGUAUCAGUAUUUAUUUCUUAUUGUGAUUUCCACCUUAUAAGGCAGCUAUUAUUACCUCAUUUUAGUAAUUAAAGUUAUGCAUGACUGAUGAAAUAAUUUCCAAAUGUUGAGGUCCUCGUAUGCGUGAGACGUGCGUGUGUGUGUGUGUGAGUGUGAGAGUUGUGUCGUCGGGGUAGCGUUGUGCUCUGUGCUCAAUUUAGAUACAAUCUCACACUACGAUUGAGAUAGUGUACAAUUUUAUAAUUUAAUGAAAACCGAGUACCUAUUAAUAAUAAUUUUAAUAUUUAUAUUGAUGAACUGUUACAAUUAGUAAAAUGUAGUUUAAAUAUCAAAUUGUAUCUUAAAAUUAAGUCCCGAUUGUUUAAAUAUAUUUUGUACUGCGUCAGAAAUCUUAUACGAUUUUCAAAUAAAAUUGAUUUUUCAAUUA